This is a messenger RNA of Microdochium trichocladiopsis, 3177 nucleotides long. RefSeq names its product peptidase S8/S53 domain-containing protein. NCBI's taxonomy places the organism in Eukaryota, Fungi, Ascomycota, Sordariomycetes, Xylariales, Microdochiaceae. Bases 242 to 2857 code for a protein of 871 amino acids. The record is from RefSeq and is a predicted model, not a curated record. The transcript is spliced from 3 exons. Gene Ontology annotation, cellular component: Golgi membrane; trans-Golgi network. Gene Ontology annotation, molecular function: serine-type endopeptidase activity. Gene Ontology annotation, biological process: protein processing.
GUCAGCUCUCGCAGGAGGUGAGGCCCUGACGACCAUCAUCACUCCUACCAACCUCCGCCGAGACCUGGGUCUUGUUUCUCUGCCUUUGCCUCAAUUCACACUCUAUUCAGGUCCUCGUUUUCUGUUGAGAGUCUAGCAACCGUUUUCAGCCAAGGAUCGACGCACAGGACAGACUGCUCGCCUGAACUCGUCCUUGCCCCUGUGGUGCUCCCGACCUUCAUUCGCCCCUUGGCCUGGCGCGAUGAGACUCGCAACUCUCGUUGGCCUCGCAGCCGGUAGCCUAGCUGGACUAGGCUCUGCGAACCUUGCGCCGCGCAACUACGAUGCCAACGACUAUUACGUUCUGCAGCUCGAGCGUGGAGUCAACCCUGACGAUGUCGCCGCGCGCCUCGACAUGCGCCACGAAGGCCCUCUAGGCAACCUCGCCGGCCACCAUAUGUUCUCCGCCGUCAAACGCAACGACGACAUUGUCUCUCGCGCCGUCCACGAGCGCCGCCGCCGGCGGACAAGCACGCCUGACUUGAUCGACCGCGUCCCGUUCUGGCAGAAGCAGCGACUCCGUGCCCCGAUGACCAAGAGGUCAAGCCCGGGACCCGCCCGCGGUGCUUUCCCCGCCGAGAAGCGACAGGAUGUCGAUGCACAGGCUGUCCAGAGACAAAAGAACGUCAUGUCAGAGCUGGGCAUCACAGAUCCCAUCUUUACGGAGCAGUGGCAUCUGUUCAACGCGGUCGAGGUCGGCCACGAUGUCAACGUGACGGACGUAUGGCGCGCAGGUAUUACGGGCCACAAUUCGACUGUUGCCAUUGUGGACGAUGGCCUGGACAUGUACAGCAACGAUCUCAAGCCCAAUUACUACGCGGCAGGCAGUUACGACUUCAACGACCACCGGCCGGAACCCAAGCCUACACUCUCAGAUGACCGCCACGGUACGCGCUGCGCAGGAGAGAUUGGAGCUGCCAAGAAUGAUGUAUGCGGUGUUGGUGUUGCAUAUGAUUCAAAAAUCGCUGGCAUCCGGAUCUUGAGCAAGCUCAUCACCGAGUCCGACGAGGCUUUGUCUCUAAACUACGAUUUCCAGCACAAUCAGAUCUACUCGUGCUCUUGGGGCCCUCCGGACGACGGAAAGUCGAUGGAAGCCCCUGGCAUCUUGAUCAAGCGCGCAAUGCUCAAUGGCGUUCAGAACGGCCGUUCGGGCAAGGGCUCGGUGUUCGUCUUUGCCAGUGGCAAUGGCGCUGUGUACGAAGACAACUGCAAUUUCGAUGGCUACACAAACAGCAUUUACAGCAUUACAGUAGGCGCUGUUGAUCGUAAAGGAUUGCACCCCUACUAUUCCGAGAAGUGUUCCGCACAGCUUGUCGUUACAUACAGCAGUGGCAGUGGCGAUGCCAUACAUACUACUGAUGUCGGCGAGAACACAUGCUCGUCCUCGCAUGGAGGUACAUCAGCAGCUGCCCCGCUGGCCGCCGGUAUUUUCGCGUUAGCCCUGGAAGUCCGGCCCGAUCUCACGUGGAGGGACAUGCAGUAUAUUGCGCUUCAGACAGCCGUGGUCGUAGACCCGUCGGAUGAGGAAUUGCAGACCACAGCCACGGGCAAGCAGUUCAGCCACACGUUUGGAUACGGCAAGCUCGACUCUUGGGCUCUCGUGGAGGCUGCGAGGACUUGGAAGAACGUCAAGCCACAAGCCUGGCUCUUCUCCCCCUGGAUCCAUAUUAAGCACGAUAUUCCCCAGGGCGACAAGGGUCUGACCUCGUCGUUCACCGUCACCAAAGAUAUGAUGCUAAAGGCCAAUCUGGCUCGGCUGGAGCACGUCACGGUCACCAUGAACGUUGAACACAGCAAGCGUGGUGACCUCAGCGUUGACCUUAUCAGCCCUUCCGGACUUGUCAGUCAUAUCGCGACGACUCGCAAGGGAGAUCUAAGCGGAGAUGGUUAUGCCGACUGGACCUUCAUGAGUGUUGUGCACUGGGGCGAGGACGGUGUUGGUGACUGGAAGAUUAUAGUCAAGGAUAGCCAGGUGAACGAAAACUCUGGCAAGUGGGUCGACUGGCACCUAAAGCUCUGGGGAGAAAGCAUCGACGCUGAAAAGGCAACGCUGCUUCCGAUGCCCACGGAGGAAGACGAUGACAACCAUGACGAGAACAUUCCAGUGACGACCGGGGUUGCGGAGACCACGACCCUACCCCCGGCUGUGCAACAGACUCCCAGCGAGCUUCCCUCUGUUCCCUCUGACCACCCUGAACGCCCGACUAAGCCCGGCAGCGGUUCCACAGCAGAGGGCUCGGCAGGUGAGAAGCCCUCCGAGACAGAGGGCGGCUCUGGCUCGUCGUCAUCCGACUCAUCUGCUGCCGAGACCACCACGGCCGAGAGCUCGUGGUUGCCGUCAUUCCUGCCCACAUUCGGCGUGUCCUCGCGCACCCAGGCUUGGAUCUACGGUGCCUUUAGCUUGAUUGUCGUCUUUUGCGCGGGGCUCGGGGCGUGGCUGUAUAUGCAGCGCCGCAAGCGUCUCAGCAACACGCGGGAUAACUAUGAGUUUGAGCUCAUCAAUGAGGAGGAAGGCGAGGGCCUCACAGGUGCCGGUGCCGCAGCCGGCGAGAAAGGCCGCAAGCGCCGAGGCGGCGAGCUGUAUGAUGCGUUUGCGGACGGCAGCGACGAUGAGAUGGAGAUGUUUUCGGACGGCGAUGACGAUGACGACAGCCAGGGCCGCAGAGCGGGUGGAUCUUCAUCCGCCGCCGCUGCUGGCUCGGCAGCCGCUGCUGCGAGCAGUAGUAGCCGCGCAGGCCCCGCGAGUGACGAGGACGACGACAGCGAGGAGGACAGUGUCGAUGAGAAGGCGGGACUUCGUGGUGGUACGCGGCGGUAAGCCUUGGCAUCACUGGCGCUGGACUGGGACCGCUGCACAUUCGCAGUCCCCUCAGUCCUUACUUAGUGUCACGCCGAAGAAGCAACUAGAAAGUGCAUGCGCAGACAGCUCUCGCGGGUCGUGGGAUUACUUUAUUUUAUACAUCUACGCGGCGUUUUAACGUUCAUAUAUUCCUGUUACCUGGUAUCAAUCUAGAACGACGAUUAGGUAUGCAUACCGCAUCGAAACAUUACCGUCACCUUGUGCGACACAAAAUGGUCUGAGAGCUAGAACCAUGAAUGAUGUUUAAAUCACCAUCAGGACCACGGUCGGUUUGCAUU